Oncorhynchus gorbuscha (pink salmon) is the source of this 1815-nucleotide messenger RNA. RefSeq lists its product as uncharacterized. Gene Ontology annotation, biological process: transcription by RNA polymerase III. Gene Ontology annotation, cellular component: RNA polymerase III complex. The transcript is spliced from 9 exons. The coding region runs from base 32 to 1327 and encodes 431 amino acids. The record is from RefSeq and is a predicted model, not a curated record. NCBI's taxonomy places the organism in Eukaryota, Metazoa, Chordata, Actinopteri, Salmoniformes, Salmonidae. Gene Ontology annotation, molecular function: DNA binding.
AAGCCGUCCGUUCCAGCCGGUGAUUAGCAGAAUGACUGAUCCAAGCAGCAACACGGACUUUAUGGCUGGCUACUCCGGUAUCACCAGACCAAAUGUAGCUGGCAGUGGGUUACCUCAUCGGUCGGUGCUGAACUCUCCCCCUCCUCCAGGCAGACUGACGUCCCUGCGGUCCCGAGACCUGACUCUGGGCGGGUUCAAAAGAGUCCUGUCACAAGCAUUAAACAAAACAGUCAUGAUAUUCAGAUGUGACACAAUAGUAGAAAUUAAUACAUUUAUAUUUUUAUUACAGAAAACCUUCGUACCCAAUGUCCAUUCUCUGAGGAAGAGUAAAGAUGAGUUAAAGGAAGAGGCCCAUGUUGCACCAAAGAAAGACAGAAGAGUGAGGGAGGAGAGGCACAGGGAGAGAAGAGAGCGCCCCCCUCAGAUCAUUCAGUCCCACUCCAUCUUUGAACAGGGUCCUGCAGACACAGUAAAGAAACCAGGGGGGUGGAGAGGGACCGACCUUACAGACAGCAGAUCCUCUCAUGUAGCUAAGUGUUUUAAGAAGGAGAGACGUGCCUCAGAGGAUAAUGAUAUGUUACACAAGCUUCAACGGGAUGAUUUUUUGGAUGAUCCUGGUUUGAAAAAUGAUGCCAAGAACAAGCCAAUUCAACUGCCACUGUAUCAAUCUAGCAACUUCCUGAUAACAGAGGCAACAACUCCAUCAUUCAGAGCCCCUGCUACUACUAACCCAAACCUGCCCCUUCAGUAUGGAGCAGGACAUCAGUACGGACCAGGCCAGAUCCCUCAGUAUAGACCAGACCAGGGGGUGCUGAGCCCUGACCAGCCCUCUGUAGCAGAGCUCUUCCACCAGCUGAUGGUUUCAGAGACAGAAGAGUUGCUGUUCAUCCAGCUACCUGAUACUAUCCCUGGCCAGCCAACCACAGCCUCCGUCCCAAGCCAGCCAGCCACCGGCCAGCCAAUCACAGCCCCAGAAAGAAAUUGUAAAAAAGACUCCAAGUCCGACGGCAAGCGCACCUCUCACAUUAAAGCACCAGACACUGCUGGUAAAGACGUUCCUGUCCUGUCAGAGUUCACAGAGGGGUUUCUGGGUAAACUACAGAUCAGGAAGUCUGGCAAGGUGCAGCUGGUGCUGGGAGACAUCACUAUGGACGUCUCAGAGGGAGCUGCCUUCUCUUUCCUACAGCAACUGGUGUCUGUGCGUCUGUCUGAGGGCCUGACUGGAGACAUGAGUAUCCUGGGGAACGUCAAGCACAAGCUGGUCUGCUCUCCAGACUUCCAGGCUCUGCUACAGGAGCCAUCACCUGACCACUCAGCACAUCUCUAACUUAUAUUCACUUCACCUUUUUCAGCAUUAACUGUGUAGAUAUUGUAGUUUUAUUACACGAUGUGAGGAUGAACUGUGUAGAUAUUGUAGUUUUAUUACACAAUGUGAGGAAGAACUGUGUAGAUAUUGUAGUUUUAUUACACAAUGUGAGGAUGAACUGUAGAUAUUGUAGUUUUAUUACACAAUGUGAGGAUGAACUGUAGAUAUUGUAGUUUUAUUACACGAUGUGAGGAUUAACUGUGUAGAUAUUGUAGUUUUAUUACACAAUGUGAGGAUGAACUGUAGAUAUUGUAGUUUUAUUACACGAUGUGAGGAUUAACUGUGUAGACUUUGUACAUAGUUUACUUUCAUCAUACAGUGUUUAUGUACCUUGUCGAUUUCCUCCCAAUUUGUUUUCACUGUAUAAACAUUGUGUAUAAUAUGAAGUCUUUUUUUUAUGUACGUAAAUGUUUAUUUAAUAAAAAUGAGAUACAAAACAUGAGCGAAAA